Molecule: messenger RNA, 1041 nt
Organism: Ascoidea rubescens DSM 1968
Lineage: Eukaryota; Fungi; Ascomycota; Saccharomycetes; Ascoideales; Ascoideaceae
Exons: 1
Coding region: 1-1041 (346 amino acids)
Biological process (GO): nucleolar large rRNA transcription by RNA polymerase I
Cellular component (GO): RNA polymerase I upstream activating factor complex
Molecular function (GO): RNA polymerase I cis-regulatory region sequence-specific DNA binding
Source: RefSeq, a predicted model, not a curated record
AUGGAUAACACCUCAAAAAGAGAAUUACUCUCUGCUAACGUUUAUCAAACCUGCAAUGACGAAUAUAAAAAAAAUGUCAGAAUUAACCAUUUAUCCAACAAUAUCAUAUCAAAUGGCGAAAUCCUAUCUCCUGAUGAAAUUCUAUCUGAUCAAAAUCCAUUCAAAGAAAAACUAGAUAUCCUAAUCAAAAAUAGAGACCAAUUUCCUAUCAACAUUCAACUACCUUCUUCCGAUUUAUUAAAAUCCCUACAUUACUAUAUUGGAAUGUCCUUUAACGACAUCCUAUCAAAAAGCGAAAAUCACAAUUCUCUCUCGACAAAUUUAAAUAGUCAAAAAAAAACAUCUUUAGAUUCAGGUUUAAAAAAAAAUCAAAUAAUUGGACUGUUGCAUACUGAAUCACAAAUCGAUUCGGAUUUAGAUUCAUAUUUCGAUUCAGAUUUUGAUUCAGAUUUCGGUUCAAGUUCCACCAGUAUCAACAACAUAAAUCACACCAACAAAAAUCAAAAAAAUCAAAAAAAUCAAAAAAAUCAAAAAAAUCCUUCAAUUCCAUUACAAAAGAAAUCAAACCUCAUUAAUUUAAAAAAAUUCGAAAGGAGCUUAGAUGAAAGCGCGUUAAUCACAAUUGGUGUUCUAGUUGAAAAUUAUCUAGAAGAAAUGAUUGGUGAAGGCUACAAAAUGUAUAUGGAACCAGAAGAUAUCUCAUAUUCUGAUUCUGAUUCUGAUUCCGAAUCUCAAAAAAAGUUUCAAAAUAAAAAAAAAGCUUCCAAAAAUGAUUCAAAUAUCUCAAAAAAAAAAUCUAAAACUAUUUCUGAAAUAGAACCUGACAACAAUCCUCAUAAAAAGAAAAAAAAUACAAGUUCUAUUAUUCAGAGAUUAAAAGAAAAAUAUAAUAACAGCGAUUAUCAGGAUUCUAGUGAUACUGAAAGUGAUUCUGACGCCAAUACUGAUAGUGGUAGUGGUAGUGGUAGUGAUAGUGAUAAUAAUAAUGACAAUAGUGAAAUCAGUAUAUCCAACAAAAAACGAAGUUUUGCCCAAAUUUAA